Molecule: messenger RNA, 1525 nt
Organism: Cucurbita pepo subsp. pepo (vegetable marrow)
Lineage: Eukaryota; Viridiplantae; Streptophyta; Magnoliopsida; Cucurbitales; Cucurbitaceae
Product: syntaxin-121
Biological process (GO): vesicle fusion; intracellular protein transport; exocytosis
Cellular component (GO): plasma membrane; SNARE complex; endomembrane system
Molecular function (GO): SNAP receptor activity; SNARE binding
Source: RefSeq, a predicted model, not a curated record
CCAUCCUUUCCAUGGAGCUUCCUUUCUUCCAUUUCUUCUACACCUAUCUCACACCCUCCGCCCCUCCCCUUUGACUCUUCUUCUCCCCUCCAUUUAUGACCCACUUGACCUCGAUUCCCACUUUUCUCAUAUAACCCAUCAACCCUUCUUCUCUGUUCUUCAAUUCCCCUGUUUCUUCAUCCAAUUCCCCCCUUCUUCUUGUCGGAUUUCGCUACUUUACCUGAAGAACAUCAAAGGGUCGAUGAACGAUUUGUUCUCCUCUCGCUCUUUCUCUCGCGACAGCCAUGUCGUUGAGAUGGGUAUCUCCUCCUCUUCCCCUACUGCUGCUAAUCUCGACAAGUUCUUUGAAGACGUUGAAUCUGUGAAAGAUGAACUCAAGGAGCUUGAGAAACUCUACCAGAACCUCUACGACUCCCAUGAACAGAGUAAGACGCUUCACAAUGCUAAGGCUGUUAAGGACCUCCGAUCUCGCAUGGAUUCUGAUGUUUCCCUUGCUCUCAAGAAGGCUAAGCUCAUUAAGGUCCGAUUAGAGGCGCUUGAUCGCUCCAAUGCCUCCAAUCGGACCCAACCUGGCUGCGGCCCUGGAUCGUCCUCUGACCGGACUCGGACUUCUGUGCUCAGUGGGUUGAGGAAGAAAUUGCAGGAUUCGAUGGAGGGGUUCAAUAAUUUGAGGCAACAAAUCUCUUCUGAGUAUAGGGAGACCGUGCAGCGAAGGUAUUUCACUGUUACUGGUGAAAAUCCGGAUGAGAAAACCAUUGAUAUCUUGAUAUCUACAGGGGAAAGCGAGACAUUCUUGCAGAAAGCCAUUCAAGAACAAGGAAGAGGCAGAAUCUUAGACACCAUUAGCGAGAUCCAGGAGAGGCAUGAUGCAGUGAAAGACCUGGAAAGGAAUCUGCAGGAGCUGCAUCAGGUUUUCAUGGACAUGGCGGUCUUGGUACACGAACAAGGCGAAAAACUCGACGACAUCGAGAGCCAUGUGAACAGAGCUCAUUCUUUUGUUCGUGGUGGCACACAGGAGUUGUCAAAAGCAAGAGUAUACCAGAAAAGCACUCGUAAAUGGACGAUUAUUGGCAUUAUCAUUUUGCUGAUCGUUGCCUUGAUUAUUAUCCUCAGCCUGCGCCCUUGGACUUGGAAUGGUGGUAAUAGUAGUGGCUCUACUCCAGCCCCUUCAACUCCAACCCCCUCAGCCCCAACUCCUCCAGCCACUUGAAAUGCAGCGCCUAGGCCUGCCUCGUUUCUACGAUGUUUGACGAGUAGUUUCCUACCGAAAAACUCUCGAUCGAGCCCUCACACCGUUCGUCUGUAUGUUACUGCCCAUAUUACCUCGUUUUGUAUCAUUAUUUUUGUUAGAUGGAGAGGCCUUGAUGUCAUUGAAUUAGCAGGUGAAUGGUUCUUUUGGAUUAGACACUGUUGUAUAAACCCAUUGGUGCUUAGAUUCUUUUGUGUAAUAAAUUUCAUAUUUCAGAGUAAAUUAGUGUAUGUAUCGUGUUCUCUAUCUCCGAAUAAAGUGACCGACUUGAGUCUA